UCGGGGGUGGGGACCUGAGGAAGCUCUGCUGUUCAGAAACCGAGUUGGCAGGUUUUCUUUGAGGGGAUUGUGGGUGACCCUUGGGUCCCCCAACCGCUGACGGGAUGGAUGAAGACGGGCUUCCGCUCAUGGGGUCAGGCAUAGACCUGACCAAGGUGCCAGCUAUUCAACAGAAAAGAACGGUGGCAUUUCUAAACCAAUUCGUGGUGCACACUGUACAGUUCCUCAACCGCUUUUCUACAGUUUGUGAGGAGAAACUUUCAGACCUUUCUCUUCGGAUCCAACAAAUUGAAACAACACUCAAUAUUUUAGAUGCAAAGUUGUCCUCUAUCCCAGGCUUAGAUGACGUCACAUUUGAAGUAUCUCCUGUAAGCGUCCCUAAUGUCACAAAUGAAUUACAUUGUGGAACUGCCUCAGAGCAAUCACAGCAGAACAAUACACAAGACUCUGGACCACAGCAAAGUGAAGUAUCAUCAGAAAAUAUCUUAACUGUAGCCAAGGAUCCAAGAUAUGCCAGAUAUCUCAAAAUGGUUCAAGUGGGUGUUCCAGUGAUGGCAAUAAGAAACAAAAUGAUAUCAGAAGGACUAGAUCCAGAUCUUCUUGAGAGGCCCGAUGCACCAGUGCCUGAUGGUGAAAAAGAAAAACCUGUAGAAGAAAGUUCAGAUAGUGAAUCUUCUUUUAGCGACUAAGCUGGAUUUUCCUAAGAGUUAAGUGUAUGUACAGAUGAACUGGUAGAGUCUGUGAGAGAGUCUGUACUCUCUCAAUCAUAGAAAUGUAAAACAACCCUAUACCUCACCAACCUUCCUCUCUGUUAAAAAUAAUAAUAAAGCUUUUAUAAUCCCCCAGGA
Molecule: messenger RNA, 848 nt
Organism: Dipodomys spectabilis (banner-tailed kangaroo rat)
Lineage: Eukaryota; Metazoa; Chordata; Mammalia; Rodentia; Heteromyidae
Gene: Washc3
Product: WASH complex subunit 3
Exons: 7
Coding region: 105-689 (194 amino acids)
Biological process (GO): exocytosis; actin filament polymerization
Cellular component (GO): WASH complex
Source: RefSeq, a predicted model, not a curated record